UUUGGAGUAACAACUACAUCCCAUUUUGCCAUCGCAAACUGUCUUCUUACGAAAUGAACAUACAAUAUAGGAGUUGAUAUACCAGUACACAGUAUAAAAGUAGCUGAACAUCCACACCAGGUAAAAAAAAAAAAACAACUGGAUUACGGAGGAAGACAGCAAAUAAAGCAAAUAUGUUCAUCGAAAGAAUCGAUUCUGAAUACUUCGUGUGCGCUGAGGAUCGGGGAUCUGGAGUGAUGACAAGCCCGAUAAAUUUGUCUUCUUUCUACGACAACUCCCCGCCACCGUACCAGCCCAUACACUUUACUGGGCACCCUCUUUCCAGCUCGCCGGAUUCAUAUUCACAGCCAGGUGCCGUCUGGGGCAGUGCAUCUUGCUCGAAGCAAACCAAAAACCAUUUCAGCGUUGUGAACGAUGGGACCGCUAAGGAAACCAUGAAACCGCAAUCUUAUAUGGGAGUGCGCGUGAAAAACCCGGUAAAGGAGCUGAUUAUGCAGAAGUACCGCAACCAAAGGUCCUGGAGCUCAAACAAUCAGAUCCAGGACAACGCAACCUGCCCUGAACUGUUCUUCACUGACAUCACCGACAUGAUGCUGCAGACACCAGAGUCUGGCCCCGUUUCCAUAACGACUGCACAGAUGUCUCCCCUUGCUGUGCCCCACUGCAACACUGUGCACCCCCAUGCAGACACCUCCACUGAGACCAUCGUGCAUGCCAUGUACCCCAGCACCUGUCCUGGGAGCCUGCCUGUAGCAAUGGGAAACGGCUUCCAAAUUCCGCCCUUCAUCCCCCAGCCAGACCCCCCACCUCCCUCCCAGUCCCCCUCCUGCGAUGCUCACAGUGGAACCUCCUUCUUCCAGUGGCAAAUCAAGCAGGAGGAGGAGAAAGUGGCCAGGCUUGCACUAGAGCAGCUUGUGGCCCAAGACAGCGAUGGAGACACGUUUUUGCACAUUGCCGUAGCUCAAGGAAGAAGGGCUCUAUCCUAUGUGCUUGCCAGGAACAUGGCCCAUCUCUACAUGUUGGAUGUGAAGGACCACAAUGGCCAAAGUGCCCUUCAAGUGAGUGUGGCAGCCAAUCAGCACUUGAUUGUACAGGACCUGAUUACUCUAGGGGCACAGAUCAAUACUGUGGACUGCUGGGGACGCUCCCCUUUGCACGUCUGUGCUGAAAAGGCCCAUAUCCUGACCAUGCAGGCCAUACACAAAGCUUUGGGGGCAACUGGACAGAAGGUGAACAUUGAGGCAGUCAACUACGAUGGACUGACGGCACUGCACACUGCAGUCCUAUCCCACAAUACAGUGCUGCGGGACCUGGAAGGGGAGGCUGCGCAGCAGUCUCCGCAGACGCAGGCCCUGCAGCAGAGGAGGAAGCAGCUGGGGGAGUGCGUCAGGACCCUGCUGCAAAUGGGCGCUUCUUACAGGACCGAGGACCACAAAAGCGGGCGCACUUCACUGUAUAUGGCUGCAGAGGAAGCGAACGUCGAGCUCCUGCAUCUCUUCCUGGACCAGCCCGACUCCCUGGCCAUAAUCAACGCCCAGGCCUACACUGGGAACACGGCCCUCCAUGUGGUCAGCGCGCUGUCGGGCAGGGCCACGCAGGUGGACGCGGUCAAGCUGCUGAUGCGGCGGGGGGCCGACCCCAGCAUCAGGAACCUGGAGAAGGAGCAGCCUUCCCAGGUAGUGCCGGAGGGACCCGUGGGAGAUACGGUGUGGCGUAUCCUGAAGGGGAAAGAAGAGAAGUCCAGGCCGCCCCUGUACUAGGGCAUUGGACCAAUCACCACUGUCAGUUAGGCAGUCCAGUCUGUUGUGUAUAACCAUUUGCUGGCAUGAAGCAGAUGAACAGUUGUUUCUAUGAAAAAGUUUUGAUCACUACAAUGUAGUGGGUAGUAUACGCUCUCAGAAAAAAAAGGGUUCCUUGGCUUGUCUCUGGAGGGGAGCCCUUUAUUUUUUAGUUCUUCAUGGAGCCAUCUAUGAUAGGUGUGAAAAGUAUAAAAGAUCCCAGAUUGAACCAUUUUGCCUGACAAAGAACCCUCAAAAUAGAUGAGGCUCUUACAUAGAGACACAGAGGAGGCUUCUGGGACCAUUUUUUCUGACAGUGUAGUUCUGUAAAGGUAGAAUUUUCAGCCGAGCUGGAUCGCGUUGUGGAGGAGAGGAGCGGCACUGGAAAAAUUUUAAAGGAUUUAUUUUUUGAGAGAUUCCCUAUGGUUAUUCUGUGAUUUCCUUCAACACUAAAUCAGGGUUGAUCCAUGCACAGACACAGUGACAUUAGCAGGACUCUAGAAUUAUGUGAUGUGCAUCUUGGUCUCACCGUUUUAAGACUGCCACAUGCUAUGUGACACCCCUGGGAGGACUGUGUGGCAGUUCUGGGUUUUCACCAUAAUUUGCCACAGGGAAAGAGUGAGCACCCAUACAAACCCAAAUAAACUAAAAACUUUCCCCCUUUCCCCUCACGGGUUCCAGGCAAAUACAACAAAUUAAAAUAAACUAACAAAAAAACAAACAAAACAAAAAAACUCUGCAACAGCUUCUUAGCUCGUCGCUUCGCCUUUUCAUCUGGUCCAGCCAGGUCAGUUUCACUUUGCCAUUUCCCUCUUGAACUCUCUGACUCUCAGACUCCUAAUCUCUCAACCUCUCAGACUCUUAAUCUCGCAAUCUCUCUGCGUGUGCUCCUGGUCUCCGCCCUGUACUGUGGAGAGGAACACACCUUUAAGCACCAACAAGCCAGGUGUGCUCUCUCCACCAGUAGGUGACUCAUCCGACUCUUCACUGCAGGGGUGCCCAACAAGAGCCGAUCCAUUUGAGGAUUUUGUGCCAACUUCUGCUCUUCAUGAUUUAAUUAGCUCAAUCAUAACUUGAAUUGACAGUUGUAUAAGCACCAGCUACAGCCAAGGACUGCAAGCGUAUCCUAAAGAUUUUACAGUGCUCAUGUACAGGAUUGAACCAGCAUAGAUUAUAGAGCUGUCAGAUAAUUAAAAAUAGGGUAACUGGUUGGAAGAAAAACGAGCAUGCAGAGCAGCCCUCUAGGACUGGAGUGGUGCACCCUUGGGUUAGAGCAGUCAGUCAGUCAUUGAUGGUUCCAUAGGUGCCUAUGUUUACAUGGAGACUUCCUGACCAGUGUCUGUUUAAUACGUGUAUAUUACUGUAUGAAUAUACUGUCGGUUCAUUUUCUGGUAGCUGCUCACAUAAAACUGUGGGCAGAGUUAUUUUGGCUCUCUGUGUUAAAAACGAGCGCAUGUUUAUGAAGUUAAAAAAGCAAUGAAUCUAUGUGGACAGUAGUUUCAGUAUUCUUGUAUAUUCACUGCUUUGGAUGGAUUAGAUGUCUGAUUUAUAUUUUAUAUUUACUUGUUUUUGGUUUGUUGUCUUAAGCCAACAACAAAGAAUUAGAAAUGCACCAAUAUUAACACUGAUAAGGUAUCCAUUUUCCCACUGACUACGUAUUUGUUUUGACAACCUUAAUCUUUUGUCCCUUUCUGAAGCCAGAUCAGCUUCUGCAGGUAAACAGCAGAAUGGAAUUUGAGAAGAAACUUAGUUGACCUAGUAACUAACCCUUUUCAGGUCAGGUUUUUUUGCAAUGUUUUUUCAACAGUGUUUUAGAACUCCAUUCCUUUUCAUUGCCAGUAGUGAUUGUUACAUUCUAAUCACCUAUUACACCCAUAAGGUGUAAUCUUAUACCUUUAAGGCCCAAGGUGGGGUUGGAAAAAAUAAUUAUCUCUGCAUUAAGUAAGAGCUUAAAAUGGAUUCACAGAGAGCUGAUGGCAUAGCUGCCAUUGUAUGAUUUGUUUUCAUAAGUAAAUGCUUUCCUUUGACAAAGAUAUUUCAGAGGAAGAUUUUUUCUAAGCUGUACAAGGCUGUGUUUUAUAUGAGUCUAGCGACCUGUAGUAUAAGGUCUCAUUAUUAUCUACUUUCUCUGAUAAAUGUAAAAUGAUUAAAUGUAUUGGGUACAGUGACUAUUUUCACAGAAUGGGCUCAGUUGUAUAUUAUUACAGAACGGACAUAAAUUGCCAAUGAUAUCAGGAAAUAUUCUGCUUGCGUAGUAAAAUGAGUAUUUUAGAGAAAUGCAGUUAAAUACGAAUAGGUUAGGUGAGUGUUAAAUAUAGGAUCCGGUGGUGGUGAGCCUGAAUGAAAGGUGGUAACACUGAAUGGUGGACAGUGUCAGUAGUAGGAGAAAAAGAAGAGAAGCAUAAUUAACUUGGAAGUUAAACCUUGUUUGGGCUUUUGGACCUUUUUGCUGGAAGUUAUUCGCCUUUGUUUUUCUUCAAAUAUACUGAAGAUGUUUGUUGAACUUGUAUGACUGUGAAAAUAGGAUUUCACAUAACUGAAAUAAUUUACAUUCUUGAGUUUUUGCUGUGUUGGGUGUGUACGGGCAACUGGGUCUUCACUUACUUAUCUUUGUAAAUCAUCUUGAUAGUAAAACAAUUAUGACCAUGAAGCCAUCCCUUUUAUUUCCCCAACUCUGUUCAGCAAUAUCCAUUGCUGUUCAAUAUAUUUUUGUCCCUGUCCAUGCAAUUUUGGGACAGAUCAUUAUAAAUGUAAUUGUGCCAUUACAUCAUAUUGCAAUUCUCUUGUUGUCUGCUAUACUUGAUUAAAAGAAUCAU
Molecule: messenger RNA, 4594 nt
Organism: Anguilla anguilla (European eel)
Lineage: Eukaryota; Metazoa; Chordata; Actinopteri; Anguilliformes; Anguillidae
Gene: nfkbiz
Product: nuclear factor of kappa light polypeptide gene enhancer in B-cells inhibitor, zeta
Exons: 10
Coding region: 174-1760 (528 amino acids)
Biological process (GO): regulation of gene expression
Cellular component (GO): nucleus
Molecular function (GO): DNA binding; POU domain binding
Source: RefSeq, a predicted model, not a curated record